AUGGACGCGCUCACCCCGCGGUGGGCGCCUGGGUUCUGGCAGACGGCGUCGGGCGUUCCCUCCAUGCCUCGCCCAGCGAGCGGGCAGAUGCUGGAUGCUGAAGGGCGGCGGAGCGAACCGCGCGAGGAGGACCCGCACCUGGCCGCAGGGACCGAUGACGAGGCACCGGUGCUCGGCCUGGACUUUGAAGCUCUGUGCGUCCCUGUGAGAGUGAGUGGGCUGGUUGGGGCUUGCUACCAGCAGGUGCAGACUCAGCCAGAGGCGCUGUCAGCGCGGCUGGGCACCACGGCGGAGCGGCUCUCGAAGACACAACGCGGGAGGUGGCGGCGGCCGAGGUGUUCGCACACCAGCUGA
Molecule: messenger RNA, 354 nt
Organism: Prorocentrum cordatum
Lineage: Eukaryota; Dinophyceae; Prorocentrales; Prorocentraceae
Source: the annotation of a GenBank genome assembly